CGACGUUCCUGCAGUCAACGCGGAAGGCAGCAGCGGCAAUGAUGCUGAUGCAAUUGGGGAUGAGGCCAUGGCAAUGAGCAUUGCGUUACUCAGGAGGCUCGGCAGCACGCCACCAUGGGAGGCUACAAGGGCAGGAACGGGGACUGCGUCCAGCGUCAAUGGGACGAGCGUGGCAGAGGUGCUGGUGCUGAGGCCCGAACGCAGCUGCGCGGCCGCACUUUUGGACCCAGCUGGAGGUGGCGGGAUUGCGGCGAGCGACCCAUGGGUCCAGCGAACGGAGCUGGUGCGGCUACUGCUGGCUGUGUGUCUUGAUGGGCAACGGGUGCGUUUCAAAGCUCUGGGUGAC
Messenger RNA from Astrephomene gubernaculifera, 346 nucleotides. The record is from the annotation of a GenBank genome assembly. NCBI's taxonomy places the organism in Eukaryota, Viridiplantae, Chlorophyta, Chlorophyceae, Chlamydomonadales, Astrephomenaceae.